Molecule: messenger RNA, 6395 nt
Organism: Alexandromys fortis (reed vole)
Lineage: Eukaryota; Metazoa; Chordata; Mammalia; Rodentia; Cricetidae
Gene: Skida1
Product: SKI/DACH domain containing 1
Exons: 3
Coding region: 2962-5682 (906 amino acids)
Source: RefSeq, a predicted model, not a curated record
UACAAGGACAAACACUUACCUUCUCUUCUUUUUCCUCCAAAAACCAGAAGCUCCCAUCGGCCUUAAAAUACACAAUCCACCUUGAAAGUAACUAGGAACGUCGGGAGAGUUUGUAUUCCAUUCUUUUUCGCUCUCUGCCCUCUUUUAGCGUAGGAUUAAGUCGCAGAGCACGUUGCCGCAUGCUGGAGCCCCCCGCCUUAGUGAAUCGGUCACGUUUAGGACCCUCUAAGUCCACCUAAUUCUGCCAGUAGAAUUGAGGGUAUUGGAUCUCUAAACUUUCAAAAGGGAAGGGGCCUGCGACUCUCCAGAAAACUUAAAAAUACCCUGAAGUUUUUUGCGAUUGAUUUUUGUACCACCUCACCAAAUACGAUUUGCUCUGAAAUUAAUUUUUUUUUAAAAAAAAAAAGUAUUUCUUAGAGAAAAGUGUAUUUUUAUUGUUGUUGUUCGGCGUCUGCUCAGCAAAGCGUUACUUAGAUGAAGUAAAGAGCAAGUUUGUAUAGGCAUUUAACAGAAUGCCUGCAUUUUCCAUAAUAUGUCCUGUGCCACGUGUUUUCAAAAACAAACAAAACACUACCACACAGAAAGGAAGGAGACAAAAAUUUGAAUGAAAAUGUUGUGAAACAACUUUAGAAGAAGCAUCUAUGUGAAAUUUACUAGUGUAAAUUGUUCUCAGAUUUUGAAAAGUAAGCUUUUCUAAGUUAACAGACUUGAUUUUUACUCUAUAAUCACAAAUAAAAAGCAAAUUUUCUGCUUUGUAGUGUUUAGUGGCCAUCCUGAUGGGUGUGCAUGGUCAAACCAUGUUUAAAUCUAAUCACGAUGUGAUUUGCUGAUGUCAUGAAUAUGAAAUGAUACAUAUCCAUACAAAUCAAACUUGUGAUUUUUUUUUUAAUCUCCCGCUUUUUUGUGUGUUCCCAGUAGCUGAAAGUGGAAGACAGUGAUUGGCUCCAGUGUUUCUCGGAGGAUUUGGGCUGGAGCCAGGGGAAAGGAACCAGACCAUCCCACUGCUCCUGCCUUCCCUUCCCUUCCUUCUCUCCUGGGUGCUUCAGCUGCCCUUAGAGGCGGCUGACAUGGUCAACCAAUUUAUUGAAGAAACCCCCUGGCUUUUGAAGAAUAGUACUUCAUACAUCUGGAUCUGCACAUCUAGGCAAACUAAGUUCAGAAAUAUCAGUUCAUUCUUUAACCUCAGGGAUGUGUCGGUCUUGGGAGGAAGAAGGAAACAUGUAGAUGCCUGAGUUGCAUUUAUGCUGUAGUUGCAAACACGGAUGAAGAUUUUGCCGAAUUUUGCCCAGCAGCCAACUAAACAUCCUGAGAUCCUGCAAGUGCAAGGGGAAAGCCUCUCGCUCUCACUUGGCAAUAUUUUGGAUAUUCUUGAAAAAUGACAGUAAGUCAUGCUAGUGACUAAGAAGAGGUUAAACCAGAUUGAUAUUCAUCCAGAGUGAUUUUGUUAAAACAGAUGCCUGGCUUGCAUGGGGAAAAUGGUAGCUGUGGAAGAUUCAUCUAAACUACCAGCCAAGCCAUCAGCCACCGAAAUGGUCCGCACGGCACAUCAGCACUUUCUUCUCCUCGCUUUCAUGUAAAACUUCUGCGAGCACCUUGGGGCUUUACAUUUUCUUCCUUUGCUGCAGAAGGAAGUAAUCUGUUCCCUGGAAUUCUGCUCUGAGGAGACAGGACCCUAAAGUGUGUGCUGGGCGCUCUAGAACGACCCCACCACUAGUCCAGGCUGGUUAAUCUGAAAAGUGUACACAUUUCUGGCUUAUCUAUGCUUUGUUAUGGGUCUGACGUGAAACUACCUCCUCCCUACCCCACUCGCCAGCAGAGAACAGAAAUCCAGUUGAAUUGUUACGUGUUCCUGAGCUGGAGCCUUGAACAGCUUUCUUGGUCAAAUAACUUUGUUUCUGGUUGUAAAAGGGCGUUGGGGGUGGGGGUUGGGGUGGGAGAAGGAAAAUCGAGAGAAAUUGCAAACGUAAGUCUGUGUUGGGGUGGUUCACCUCUCGGUUUAACUUUGGAGCUCCCAGCCUGUCUCCUUCCCCACUCCCAUAAGGGAAAUACCAGGCUAUUCUGGCACGUUUUCCCUUAAGCUUCAUUUUCCAAAGAAAAGAGGGCUGGGGUAUACAUCUACUUGGGUUUGAUAAUGUUUUUAAAAUGCUUUCCUUUGAAACGAUAAUAGCUGGAUCGGUAAAAUGCAAAUAAAGCAAAAAAUAGGCAGUAUUUCUUUAAAGGGGAAUAUACGAUGGCUUUUUUUUUUUUUUUUUUUUUAGCGUACACACGCUGCUUCUGAUGAAGUCUGUGAGUCAGGCUGUUUCUGAGCGCCGAUAGUUUAAUGGAAAGAUUUAUAUACCGGCUGUAUUAUUUACUUUGGGAGGGGAGGUGGCAGUAUAAGGGUAUGCUAAUUAGUAGGAGAUUUUGGGGGGAAGGGGUGGAAUAUCAAUUUUUAUUGCAUCACCUGUCAGGAGUGUCCAAUCAGCGUUGGCUUUAGGGGAAUUAAUUGAUGAAGGUGUCUCCGGACGAGCUCACUUCACUCUGUCAUUUUAUUUGUAGCUAAAGCAGCGGCGGGAAUAGCAGCUGCAUUUCUUUUCUCUUUCUCCCUUCACAUUCCAUUAUCAUAGUGCUCCAAAGGAGAAGGAAGGAGUAGAGGGGCCCAGGUACUGAUCCGCAUCGAGGACUCAGACCAACACACUGGCAGAUCUGAAGCCGGAUGGUUUUUUCCCUCUUUUUUAAAAAAACGAAAACCAAAAAAAAAGCAAGAAUCAAGUCAGUGUAAUUUCAUGGGGUUUUUCUCCCCCCCAAUAAUUCGCCUAGAGUUUGGCACUCCCUUCGCCGGGAAUAACAGUCUUUGUUAUUUUAUUAGCAGGAUGCCUUGAGACACACGCAGCAUCUGGCGGAGGAUUAACAUACAUACAUGUGUAUGUAUGCGUCACGUAUAUAUUUACUGCAAAUGGUGGGGAUCAUUUAGUGCCCGAGAUGGGAGACCUGAAGUCAGGUUUCGAAGAGGUGGAUGGCGUGAGGCUCGGCUACCUCAUCAUUAAAGGAAAGCAAAUGUUUGCUCUCUCCCAAGUCUUCACAGAUCUGCUGAAAAACAUCCCGAGGACGACCGUGCACAAGCGCAUGGAUCAUCUGAAAGUGAAAAAGCACCACUGCGAUCUGGAGGAGUUGCGGAAACUCAAAGCAAUCAACAGUAUCGCCUUCCACGCGGCCAAAUGCACGCUCAUCUCCCGGGAAGACGUGGAAGCGCUCUAUACCUCCUGCAAAACCGAGCGUGUGCUCAAGACCAAGCGCAGGAGGGCCGGUCGGGCCCUGGCCACAAAGGCGCCGCCGCCAGAGCGCGCCGCCGCCGCCAGCCCCCGCCCGGCUUUUUGGAAGGACAAGCACCAACUUUGGCGGGGCCUGAGCGGAGCCGCGCGGCCCCUGCCAAUCAGCGCGCAGUCCCAGCGUCCGGGCGCCGCCGCAGCGCGCCCCGCCGCCCAUCUACCUCAGAUUUUUAGCAAAUACCCGGGCUCGCACUACCCGGAGAUCGUUCGCUCGCCUUGCAAACCCCCUUUAAACUAUGAAACUGCCCCGCUCCAGGGAAACUACGUCGCCUUCCACUCGGACCCCGCUUAUUUUCGGAGCCUGCUGUGCAGCAAGCACCCGGCGGCCGCCGCCGCCGCUGCCGCCGCCGCCGCCGCCGCUGCCGCCGCCGCCGCCGCCGCCUACUACCAGGCAUCGGCGGCCGGGCCCCAACCCAAGGCGGCGGCUGGAGCCGGAGGCCCGGUGAGCCUGACCUACCGCUGCAAGCGCAAGCGCGGGGGCGCCAAGAACUGCCUGCUCGCACCUCACGCCGGAGCCCGGAGACUGCUGCUGCUGCCCAGGUCCUACAAAGCCAAGGCGGCGGCGGCGGCUGCUGCAGCGGCGGCGGCGGCGGCGGCCGCCGGGGCCACUUGCUUGGAGAGGUUUCAUCUGGUCAACAGCUUCUGCCCGCCUCCCCCCCACCACCACCACCACCAUCACCAUCAUCACCAUCAUCGGGCCCAGCAGCCAACGCCGAGUCACCACCCCCCUCACCACCACCGACCGCAGCCCCAUCUAGGAAGCUUUCCCGAGAGUUGUAGCAGCGACUCCGAGUCCAGCUCCUACUCCGACCAUGCAGCCAACGAUUCGGAUUUUGGCUCCAGUUUGUCUAGCUCCAGCAACUCGAUGUCCUCAGAGGAAGAGGAGGAGGAAGGAGAGGAGGAGGAGGAAGAGGAGGAGGAAGAGGGGGGCAGCGGGGCCUCGGAUUCCAGUGAAAUCAGCUCCGAGGAGGAGGACUCGUCCACCGAGUCAGACUCCAGCUCCGGCUCCAGCCAAGUGUCAGUUCAGAGCAUCCGUUUCAGGCGCACCAGCUUCUGCAAGCCUCCCAGCGUGCAGGCGCAGGCCAACUUCUUGUACCAUCUGGCCUCCGCCGCUGCUGCAACCAAACCCGCUGCUUUCGAGGAUGCGGGCCGACUUCCCGACCUCAAGAGUGGUGUCAAAGCCGAGUCGCCGGAGGAGUGGAAUCUGCAGGGUUGGGCUCCCAAAGGGGCUCCGGUGUACUGCCCGGCCAGCAUGGGGAGUUGUUUCCCAGAGAUAAGAAACGAUAGGGUGUCUGAGAUUACAUUCCCACACUCUGAAAUUUCCAGUACUGUAAAGAGAACUGACCUGACAAUUAACUGCCUGGCAGAGGGGGCCUCUUCACCUAGCCCAAAGACAAACAAUGUAUUUCCACAACAAAGAAUACUGCGAGAGGCUAGGAAAUGCCUACAAGCAACUCCUACUACACACUGUUCAGAUAACAACACAAUAGCUGCUAGGUUCUUAAAUAAUGAUUCUUGUGGAACAGCAACAAAUUCAGGAAAAGAGUCCAAAAUCCCUCAUUGUCUUGAAUUUGCUAUGAAUUUGGUCUCUUCGCAAACUGAUCCCGAAGUGGAUGCAGCAGCAGCAACAGCAGCAGCAACUAAAGCUGAGAAGCUCUGCACUGACACGGGCGACAAGACAUUGCCAUUUCUGCACAAUAUUAAAAUCAAAGUAGAAGACAGUAGUGCUAAUGAAGACUAUGAACCUGAUCUCAUUACAAGCAAGCUGAAGUGCGAGUGCAAUGAUACAAAGGGGGAGCUUUACAGUAUGACUGGGAAGACAGAGGAGGACGCCUUCCUAACCACAGCCAAGGAAGCUUUUGCAUGCCCUGAGAAAGAAACUCCUUCCUUAAACCCACUGGCUCACAGUCAGGGCCUUUCAUGCACUUUAGGAUCUCCAAAACCUGAGGAUGGGGAAUAUAAAUUUGGUGCCAGGGUGAGAAAAAAUUACCGGACACUAGUACUGGGUAAACGACCAGUCCUUCAGACACCUCCAGUCAAACCAAAUUUGAAAUCCGCUAGAAGCCCUCGUCCUACAGGUAAAACUGAGACACAUGAAGGAACACUGGAUGACUUUACAGUUUUAAACAGACGCAAAAAGGUAGCCAGCAAUGUAGCAUCAGCAGUGAAAAGGCCAUUUAAUUUCAUGGCAAAUUUUCCUUGUCCACCAUCACUCAUUGUUGGGAAGGAUGGGGAUUUGUGGCCAGCGUAUUCCUUAAGCACCACCAAGGAUUCGCAACCUCCUCACAAGGCCCAUCCUGUCUGGAAAUGGCAGCUGGGCGGUUCUGCAGUACCUCUUCCACCUAGUCACAAAUUCAGGAAAUUUCAUUCAUAAAAUGUUUGGGAAGAUAUUUUCUUGAACCAUAUUACCUUCCUUUUGUUGUAAACUGCACAGGAUGGCUUGUACAAGUCCAUUAAUGGUGUUACACCCCCUUUGGAGUCCUGGUUUAUCGCAUUUUGAAGACAGAAAUCGGAUUACUUUUUUUUUCCCAUUGCGGGUUUUUUUUUUUUUUAGUAGGGUGGGGGCGGGGUGGGAGAAGGGUUGGUUUACAUACCACAGACUACUUCAGGCUAAAGACUCAAGUAAAACUCAGUUAUUACGACAGAGCUGGAACACUUUACUGUUUCAAUGCUAAUAAUGCACCGGUACCUCAAUUCAACUGCUACAAAUAAAUGUCAAAAGGUUGAAUAAUAAAUAUUACAAUGAGCCAUUAAGUUUAUGCACUAGAUUUCAGACCUGCAAGUGUAACUGGUAUUCAGUGAAAGUUUGUUAGGUUACAUGGUUACACAAUGAGGUAGCAAGAAGUUUCUGUGAGCCCAAAAUGUCAUUUUCUGGAGCUCUUAUGUGUGGGGUGUCUUUUUUUAAAAACUACCCUUAUUCCCUUUCCAAGAGUAGUUGCACUUAACUUUUUUUUUUAAUGGAAAGAUUAGGGUAUGAGCCCUGAUUGGAUGCUGAUUUAAAAGCUGCCUCUUGUGUAAGAAGUAAGAGAAAUAUGGGAUUGUUUUUGUUUUUGAAGAUGUGCUUUUUUUUAAAAAAAAAAAAAACUU